Beauveria bassiana ARSEF 2860 is the source of this 480-nucleotide messenger RNA. RefSeq names its product NlpC/P60-like cell-wall peptidase, putative. Bases 1 to 480 code for a protein of 159 amino acids. The record is from RefSeq and is a predicted model, not a curated record. Lineage: Eukaryota; Fungi; Ascomycota; Sordariomycetes; Hypocreales; Cordycipitaceae. The transcript has 2 exons.
AUGAAAUUUGCCAUUGCCACCAUGAUUCUCGCCGCCGGCGUCCUCGCCGCCCCCGCGGACGAGAUGCUCGAGAAGCGCGACGGCCCUGGCAUCGUCAAGGCCGCCAACAGCCAGAUUGGCAUCGACUACGUCUGGGGCGGCGGCGGCUGCAAAGGUCCCUCCAAAGGCGGCUACGACUGCUCCGGCCUGACCCAGUACUCUGUCUGCAAAGCCCAGGGCAAAACCAUCCCCCGCACCACGCAGCAACAGUACCACUCGCCCAUGGGUAAGCAUCUGCCCCGCGCCCAGGCCAAGCCCGGCGAUAUGCUGUUUUGGGCCACUGGCGGCGACUGCAAGAACAAGGUUGCGCACGUUGGCAUCUUUGUCAAGGCGGGCACCAUGGUCAAUGCCGCGCAUACCGGCACAAAGGUCCGUCAGCAGGCUAUCUGGACCUCGAGCGGCGGCUUGUCCAUCUGCCCAGAUGCCGUUCGGUUUUGGUAG